Molecule: messenger RNA, 2985 nt
Organism: Nipponia nippon (crested ibis)
Lineage: Eukaryota; Metazoa; Chordata; Aves; Pelecaniformes; Threskiornithidae
Source: RefSeq, a predicted model, not a curated record
GAGGAGACGGUGCUGCACUGCCAGAACCCCAACUGCACCGGCGAGAGGAGGGCGGCCAAGGUAUGCCACCACGCGGAGUGUCGGGGGGCGCACCGCAGCAGCCCCCUCAGCCUGUGUGAGCUCUGCGACGGCCUCCUCCAUGGUGCCAUGCACUUUGACGGCCACAUUCGCUUCGACCUGCCCCUGCAAGGCUCCAUCCUGGCCCGCAACAUGUCGACGCGCUCAUGCCCCCCACGCACCAGCCCUGCCUCUGAUGUGGAGGAGGAGGAGGAGGGACCGGUGGAUAGCAGAGGGGAGCGGAGGAGCUCGGCACUGAAGCUGCCGAAGAAGAAGGCUCGGCGCAGGCACACGGACGACCCCAGCAAGGAGUGCUUCACCCUGAAGUUCGACCUCAGCGUUGACAUUGAAGCGGAGAUCGUGCCGGCCGCGAAGAAGAAGUCCCUGGGGGAGGUGCUGCUGCCAGUCUUCGAGAGGAAGGCAAUCGAGCCGGGCAAGGUGGACAUCUACCUGGACCAGUCCCACACGCCGCUCUCCCUCCAGUUCGAGGCAUACCGCUUCGGGGGGCACUACCUGCGGGUGAAAGCCAAGCCUGGGGAUGAGGUGAAGGUGGAGCAGGCAGUGUGGGACGCCAGGUCAGCCAGCCUGCCCAUCCUGCACCCCGUCAGCACUGCCAUGCUCCUCGGGCCGGCGCCGGUGUCGGGCCGCCAGGAGGGUGCUGACAGCCAGGCUCCGGGCCGGCGGAGGAAGAACAUGACGGAGUUCCUGGGGGACGCCAGCAUUCCCAGCCCCGAGCCAGCCCCCCACGGCGGCAGCUCCCUGCCUGCCAAUGGCAGGGUAGGUGGGACGCAGGCACGGGGAGGGGGCACGGGAGCUGCCCACUGCAAUGCUGGGGUGCUGGGAUGGGAGACAGAGAAGCUGGAGCAGCUGGUGAGCCGGCUGCAUGCCUACAGCACCUUUGGGCUGCCCAAGCUGCCGCCGCAGCUCCGCUUCGACCGUGACUCCUGGGAGGAGGACGGGGACGAGGCUGGGCUGGCGUUGGAGGACAGCUGGCAGCAGAUCAUCCGGGGUGCAGAGGCCCUCUCGCGCCGGCAGUGCCACCAGCAGGAAGCCAUCUGGGAGCUGCUGCACACCGAGGCCACCUACAUCCGCAAGCUCAAAGUCAUCACUGACGUAAGUGAUGCCAUCCUCAUGCAGCUGCCUGCCUCACCCCCGCAGGUGGAUGCCGAGCGGCUCUUCAGCAACAUCGGGGAGAUCAUCCGGCUGCACCGCGAGCUGUGGCGCAGUGUCAUGGCCCCGGUGCUGGCCAAGGCGCGCCGGACUGGAGCGCUGCUCGACCCCAUCGACUUCCUCAAUGGCUUCAAGAUGUUUGGGUCCCUCUUCAAGCCCUACGUGCGGUACUGCAUGGAGGAGGAGGGCUGCAUGGAGUACAUGCGGGCGCUGCUGCGGGACAGCGAGCUCUUCCGCGCUUACGUGACGUGGGCCGAGAAGCAUGAGCAGUGCAGCCGCCUGAAGCUGAGCGACAUGCUGGUGAAGCCCCACCAGCGCCUCACCAAGUACCCGCUGCUCCUCAAGUCCGUGCUGAAGAAGACGGAUGACCCGCGCGCCCGUGAUGCUGUCACUGCCAUGAUUGGCUCUGUGGAGCACUUCAUCAACCACAUCAACUCGCGGAUGCGCCAGCGGCAGGGGGGGGGGGGCCCGGCCCUCCUCGACCGCAUCGAUGCCUACGAGGUGGUAGAGGGCAGCACAGAUGAGGUGGACAAGCUGCUGAAGGAGUUCCUGCGGCUGGACCUGACAGCCCCCAUCCCUGGCACCUCCCCGGAGGACACCCGGCAGCUCCUCCUCGAGGGCAGCCUGCGGAUGCGGGAAGGUAAAGACAGCAAGAUGGACGUCUACUGCUUCCUCUUCACUGACCUCUUCCUCAUCACGAAGCCCCUCAAGAAGGCUGAGCGCACCAAGGUGGUCCGGCAGCCCUUGCUGGUGGACAAGGUCGUCUGCCGGGAGCUCAGGGAUCCAGGAUCCUUCCUCCUCAUCUACCUGAACGAGCUGGGGAGUGCCGUGGCCGCCUACACCUUCCAGGCCAGCGGGCAGUCACUGUGCCGCAGCUGGGUCGAGGCAGUGCGCAAUGCCCAGAACCUGCUGCAGCAGCUGCGGCAGCACCGGCGCCUGGAGGAGGAGGAGGAGGACGGCGAGAGUGGUGCCUCAGCUGCCAGUUCACCCACCGUCCUGCACUGCGGCAGCACCAGCCCGGACUCACAGCGGUGCCCCUCCGACGGCUCCACUGAGACCCUCGCCGUGGUGGUGGUGGACGGCGGUGACGAGCUCUCCUCCCCGGACUGGGAUGCGGGGCCCUUCGGCUCAACCUCGGACGGCUCCUCCAUCAGCACCGGCACCUCCGCUGACACCCUCACCUCUGCUGAGACCCCCACCCGGGAGCUGCCCAUGGGCGCCCUGCCCGUACCCCUGCCCCAUGGCGUGGCCCCCCCAGCCAGCGGCUGGGGCCCGGCCCCCCCCCCCCGCGCCCCCCGGCCCCCCGGCCCCCCGGGCGGCGGCCCCCCCCCGCCACUGGCGGCCGACCCGGGCUCCCGGAGCCGGGUAGACCUGGCAGCCGCCUCCGGCUCCGGAGCCGGGUAGACCUGGCGGCCGCCGCCGGCUCCGCCCCAGCUCCUGCCCCCCGGCCCUCCGGCCCCUCUCAGCCAGAGCCACAGCCUCUGCAACCUCUGCGCCGGCCCUCCCCGGACUAGCCAAACUGCCGGCCCCCCGGCUGCCCCUGGCAGCAGCGGCAGCUCCACCUCUGAGCUCUCAGAGCCUGAGGAGCCGGUGGAGACCCCAGCGUCCCUCCCAGGGAAGCUCAGUCGUGACCCCCCACCCGCUGCCCGCCGGACCCUCUCAGACCCGCAGUCGGCACAGCACCGCAAGCUGACGUUGGCACAGCUGUACCGGAUACGGACCACGCUGCUGCUCAACUCCACGCUGACCGCCUCGUAA